This is a messenger RNA of Pan troglodytes (chimpanzee), 3962 nucleotides long. RefSeq names its product programmed cell death 6 interacting protein (gene PDCD6IP). Gene Ontology annotation, molecular function: protein binding. Lineage: Eukaryota; Metazoa; Chordata; Mammalia; Primates; Hominidae. Gene Ontology annotation, biological process: mitotic cytokinesis. Gene Ontology annotation, cellular component: endosome. The coding region runs from base 860 to 3481 and encodes 873 amino acids. The transcript is spliced from 18 exons. The record is from RefSeq and is a predicted model, not a curated record.
UAGGGCCUCUGCCGCAGGCUUUUGGUUUGGAGGCUCUCCUUUGCCACUCCACCCCUCUCCACUCUUCUCCUCUUCUGAUAUCAAGCAUCUUCUCAAAUUACAGGUGUCGUUUUUAAUUUAUUUAAAAUUUUAUUCUUUCUACAAAACAGCAACCAGAGACACAGGUUCAUUUUCAGUUCACCUACUCGGAGAAAACCUACUUUAUCUUAUUUAAAUUAGGGUCCUCCAAGCGAUCUUAACAUCUCCUAAAUCCCAAGCACCCUGUUUUUUUCCUGAUACUUUUUCCGUUUACCUUAAGGUCUGUGUCAACCUGACAGUAAGCUGCACGAUGGCAGGGGUCUUGCCUACUAGGUUCCCUGUGCACUCCGUACCUGUGCACAGCAGCCCGUCAACAGUAGUUGAAUAAACAUCAUAGGUCACAAUAACCCUGGGACUGCCUCCUGGGGAGGUAGCCGCAAACUCUCGCAGGUGGCAGUGACAGGAGUACUUCUCCAGGGGGUUGUUCGAGUGGAGGAAUACUCUUACGUGAAAGUGCUCAGUACACCACUGCGGCAGGAAGGAGGAAGGGAAGAAUUCCAGAUGGGGAGAAAGUAAUAUUUUGCAGCACAGUACAGGGUAAACUGGGUCCAGGUGGGCGUAGCCGCCGCUACACCUUCACGUGACCGCGGACUGCUUAAGGACCCCGCAGCCAGUGCGCCUGCGCUGGAGCUCCCGGAAGUUGCCGGACCCGGAACGCAGGCGGAGCGCAAGUCCGUCAGCCAGUCAGUCCGCCAGUCCGCCAGCCCGGUACCUCUCUCUCCUCGGCCCUGGUAAGCUGUCCGCGGUCUGUUUGGCCCGAACGGCGGCGGAGGCGCUGAUCAUGGCGACAUUCAUCUCGGUGCAGCUGAAAAAGACCUCAGAGGUGGACCUGGCCAAGCCGCUGGUGAAGUUCAUCCAGCAGACUUACCCGAGCGGCGGGGAAGAGCAGGCCCAGUACUGCCGCGCGGCGGAGGAGCUCAGCAAGCUGCGCCGCGCCGCAGUCGGUCGCCCGCUGGACAAGCACGAGGGCGCGCUCGAGACGCUCCUGAGAUAUUAUGAUCAGAUUUGUUCUAUUGAACCCAAAUUCCCAUUUUCUGAAAAUCAGAUCUGCUUGACAUUUACCUGGAAGGAUGCUUUCGAUAAAGGUUCACUUUUUGGAGGCUCUGUAAAACUGGCUCUUGCAAGCUUAGGAUAUGAAAAGAGCUGUGUGUUGUUCAAUUGUGCAGCCUUAGCUAGCCAAAUUGCAGCAGAACAGAACCUGGAUAAUGAUGAAGGAUUGAAAAUCGCUGCUAAGCAUUACCAGUUUGCUAGUGGUGCCUUUUUACAUAUUAAAGAGACGGUUUUAUCUGCCUUAAGUCGAGAGCCGACCGUGGACAUAUCUCCAGAUACUGUUGGGACCCUCAGUCUUAUUAUGCUGGCACAGGCUCAAGAAGUAUUUUUUUUAAAAGCCACAAGAGAUAAAAUGAAAGAUGCCAUCAUAGCUAAAUUGGCUAAUCAGGCUGCAGAUUAUUUUGGUGAUGCUUUCAAACAGUGUCAAUACAAAGAUACUCUCCCCAAGUAUUUUUAUUUCCAGGAGGUGUUCCCUGUCUUGGCUGCAAAGCACUGUAUCAUGCAGGCCAAUGCUGAGUACCAUCAGUCUAUCCUGGCAAAACAGCAGAAGAAAUUUGGAGAAGAAAUUGCAAGGUUACAGCAUGCAGCAGAACUGAUUAAAACAGUGGCAUCUCGCUAUGAUGAAUAUGUUAAUGUGAAGGAUUUUUCUGACAAAAUCAAUCGUGCCCUUACUGCAGCAAAGAAGGAUAAUGACUUCAUUUAUCAUGAUCGAGUUCCAGACCUUAAAGAUCUAGAUCCUAUUGGCAAAGCCACACUUGUGAAAUCUACCCCAGUCAAUGUACCCAUCAGUCAGAAAUUUACUGAUCUGUUUGAGAAGAUGGUUCCUGUGUCAGUACAGCAGUCUUUGGCUGCCUAUAAUCAGAGGAAAGCCGAUUUGGUUAACAGAUCAAUUGCUCAGAUGAGAGAAGCCACCACUUUGGCAAAUGGGGUGCUAGCUUCCCUUAAUCUUCCAGCAGCAAUUGAAGAUGUGUCUGGAGACACUGUACCUCAGUCUAUAUUGACUAAAUCCAGAUCUGUGAUUGAACAGGGAGGCAUCCAGACUGUUGAUCAGUUGAUUAAAGAACUGCCUGAAUUACUGCAACGAAAUAGAGAAAUCCUAGAUGAGUCAUUAAGGUUGUUGGAUGAAGAAGAAGCAACCGAUAAUGAUUUAAGAGCAAAAUUUAAGGAACGUUGGCAAAGGACACCAUCCAAUGAACUGUAUAAGCCUUUAAGAGCAGAGGGAACCAACUUCAGAACAGUUUUAGAUAAAGCUGUGCAGGCAGAUGGACAAGUGAAAGAAUGUUACCAGUCUCAUCGUGACACCAUCGUGCUUUUGUGUAAGCCAGAGCCUGAGCUGAAUGCUGCCAUCCCUUCUGCUAAUCCAGCAAAGACCAUGCAGGGCAGUGAGGUUGUAAAUGUCUUAAAAUCCUUAUUGUCAAAUCUUGAUGAAGUAAAGAAGGAAAGAGAGGGUCUGGAGAAUGACUUGAAAUCUGUGAAUUUUGACAUGACAAGCAAGUUUUUGACAGCCCUGGCUCAAGAUGGUGUGAUAAAUGAAGAAGCUCUUUCUGUUACUGAACUCGAUCGAGUCUAUGGAGGUCUUACAACUAAAGUCCAAGAAUCUCUAAAGAAACAGGAGGGACUUCUUAAAAAUAUUCAGGUCUCACAUCAGGAAUUUUCGAAAAUGAAACAAUCUAAUAAUGAAGCUAACUUAAGAGAAGAAGUUUUGAAGAAUUUAGCUACUGCAUAUGACAACUUUGUUGAACUUGUAGCUAAUUUGAAGGAAGGCACAAAGUUUUACAAUGAGUUGACUGAAAUCCUGGUCAGGUUCCAGAACAAAUGCAGUGAUAUAGUUUUUGCACGGAAGACAGAAAGAGAUGAACUCUUAAAGGACUUGCAACAAAGCAUUGCCAGAGAACCUAGUGCUCCUUCAAUUCCUACACCUGCAUAUCAGUCCUCACCAGCAGGAGGACAUGCACCAACUCCUCCAACUCCAGCGCCAAGAACCAUGCCGCCUACUAAGCCCCAGCCCCCAGCCAGGCCUCCACCACCUGUGCUUCCAGCAAAUCGAGCUCCUUCUGCUACUGCUCCAUCUCCAGUGGGGGCUGGGACUGCUGCACCAGCUCCAUCACAAACGCCUGGCUCAGCUCCUCCUCCACAGGCCCAGGGACCACCCUAUCCCACCUAUCCAGGAUAUCCUGGGUAUUGCCAAAUGCCCAUGCCCAUGGGCUAUAAUCCUUAUGCGUAUGGCCAGUAUAAUAUGCCAUAUCCACCAGUGUAUCACCAGAGUCCUGGACAGGCUCCAUACCCGGGACCCCAGCAGCCUUCAUACCCCUUCCCUCAGCCCCCACAGCAGUCUUACUAUCCACAGCAGUAAUAUGUCUGCUCAGCAGCUCAGCUGAUUCAGAUCAGAGGGAAAGAAAUACCAACCCUGCAAUAAGUGUACUAAACUCUACGCUCUGGUUAAUGUAAUGUACUCUCCUGGACUGAAUGCAGUGUAUAAUUUCUGUCUACAGCUAGAAGCUGUGCCCCAUUUCCACAUUUGAUUACACAUGUGAGAUUUGCUGCUGUUGCAGUAUAAACACUAGGGAUAAUAGGAUUUGAAAUUGCAUUACAGUUCAUAAAAAUUGAAAAUGAGAAAUUAAACCUGCAAGUGAAACAUUUGAAACGAUUAUACUUUCUACAUAAGACAUGGUUGGGACAUCAGAUACUUAGAAAGAUGGUUUAAGUAUGGAUACUAGAGAAAAUUAAGUUUUCUUUCUCUUUGGUUUAUUGAUUUGGUUUAAUUUCCAUUAUGCUAUUUUGCAUAAUCAAGGCACUGUAAAUCUUAUAAUUUUAAAAUAAAUUACUUAAGAACA